Messenger RNA from Periconia digitata, 654 nucleotides. The record is from the annotation of a GenBank genome assembly. NCBI's taxonomy places the organism in Eukaryota, Fungi, Ascomycota, Dothideomycetes, Pleosporales, Periconiaceae.
ACCUCGCCGCCCGUUCAAGUGCAGCUGCCCGGGUGUUGUAGUGAACAGUGGGGCAGGCAGUUGCUGGACGUAUUCUCGAACGAAGAAAACAUGCAGCAACUGGUUUCCUGGUCCGUCGAUGCACUAUUCGUAGCAAAAUGGGCAUAUACUCAUGAUACAUGUUCCGUGUAUCUGGGUAUGAAAUCUACAUAUGUAGGCGCCUCAAUACGAGUGUCAAUGUACUGUGACUCCCUAACAAAUGACUAUUACGGGUUGAUGGUACCUGAUGACCGUGCUGGGGUGAAUGUACACUUCUCCUCGAUCUUCCUCGCCAGUCGUCACUCCUCGUUACGUGCUGGGACGGUAUUUCGAAUCGGCAUGUUGACACACUCGCCGCAAUCUUUCAGCUCCAAAUACAGUAGAAUUGGUCAACAACUUCUUACCUACUUAAGUAGGUAUACAUAUAAAGUGCUAAGGACUUUUGACAUACCGUGCCCCAACAUGCAAUCUUUCCACAAGAAAUCCCCCUCCCACCCCCCUAUCCAUCUCAAUAAAAUCAACCACACAUUACCCUACGAACACCUCCUUUCUAAGACAAAAAUGCAGAAACGAAUAUAUAUUUACCUUAUAUCCCCCCCCCUUUCUUUUCUUAAAAGUAUCGAAGAAAACAAAUAA